AUAUUUUAUAAUUGUUGUUCUUUUCAUAUCAAUUCAACUCCAAGAGUCUCAGAUUCUUUAAGCUCUCUCAUUCAAAAUCAUAUAUUCUCUUUUUUGUUCUUAGACAUGCUUCGGUGGUUACAGUUGUUUCGAAUCUCCAGUGUUCAACCGUAUCAUAUGCAGAGAAAUCACGUAGCUGGUUUUCGAACAUUACAUACAGCGAAAAUGGAUUUAAGAGAAAACCAAAUAGUGAAAAACCAGCCUCAUCCAGUUAUGCACCAAAACGUCAUCGUAAUGAGGCAUAGUGAACGCCUCGAUAACGUUGAACCUUUGUGGGUAUCCGCAGCCACACGACCGUGGGAUCCGCCACUGACUCAAUCGGGUCGGGUUCUAGCAUUCAAAACGGGUCAAGGUAUCCGAAAGAGCCUCGGAUUCCCGAUUCAUCGACUCUUUGUUUCCCCUUUUCUACGUUGCGUCCAAACUGCCGCAGAGAUUGCUAUCGCUCUCUCUGAUGUUGACGAGGCUGGUGAAAGUGUCAGCCAUGACGAUAUUUCUGCUGAUCCUUCAAAAGUCAAGGUAUCCAUUGAGAAUGGAUUAUGUGAAAUGCUAAACACAAUAGCUAUUCGUGUUAAUGUUGCUCCAAAAGAUGGAAAUUUUAGUUUUGAUAUAUCAGAGCUUGAAACUAUGUUCCCAAAUGGAACUGUCGAUAAUGAUAAUAAUGAAGAAAUGGUACAAAAUGAGCUACCUAAAUGGGAAGAAUCAGUUUCCCAAGCAAAUGUUAGAUAUCAACAAACAAUUACAAGACUUGCAGAUAAAUAUCCUACUGAGAACUUGUUGCUUGUUACACAUGGGGAAGGAACACAAGUGGCUCUUUCUUCAUACACAAAAGAUGUUGUAGAACAUAAAGUGAAAUAUUGUGGUUAUGCUCAACUUACACGUCCUAUCUUCAAAAACGAUCAUUCCUUUAUUGGUGGAAAGUUCAAUUUACAAACCCAAAUUGGUCAAAAUGGAGUAAAUCAUAUUUCCUCACAAGAACUUUGAGUAAAGAUAUCAACCAAACUUCAAAACUCAACAUAAUGGUGUGGUGUAGUGCACACACAAGUUACAUGUUUUCUUUUAAAUUUUGUAUUUUAUUAGUUAGAAUUUUUUUCUUAAAGGAAAAUAUAGUGAAAAAAGAUGUAGGAGUUGAACUUGGGUCAACAUACUUACUUCCAUUGGACUACAAAAUUGUUUUACAUGGACUUGUUAUGAUUGCUAA
Molecule: messenger RNA, 1237 nt
Organism: Vicia villosa (hairy vetch)
Lineage: Eukaryota; Viridiplantae; Streptophyta; Magnoliopsida; Fabales; Fabaceae
Exons: 5
Coding region: 106-1020 (304 amino acids)
Source: RefSeq, a predicted model, not a curated record